UCAAUUCAAUCUAAAGUGUAGUUUAUUAACCAUUUGAAUCCAAUUACUUGUUUUGUACGUUAUCUCUAGUGUGUCACAGAAUAUAAAUUCAAGCUUCUUCUGCUCACUUUUCUAGUUACAAUAUCUAGCUAUUCAGAACCACUACAAACAAAAGUGAAAUGGGAACCACUAAUACAACCAAGCCUAACCUUGAUUCUACAUUCAAUGAACGUAAAGCAUUUGAUGAAACAAAAGCUGGUGUAAAAGGACUUGUUGAUGGAGGAGUUGAGAAGAUACCAAGUUUAUUCCAUCAUCAACCUGACAAAUAUGAGAUAGCCUACAACACAAGCCAUGUUAUUCCUGUCAUAGACCUUAAAGAUAUUGAUAACAAAGAUCCAAGUAUUCAUCAAGGGAUUGUUGGCAAAAUCAAGGAAGCAUGUGAAACUUGGGGGUUUUUUCAGGUUGUUAAUCAUGGAAUCCCUUUGAGUGUUCUUGAGGAGAUGAAGGAUGGUGUGAAGAGGUUUCAUGAGAUGGAUACAGAUGCUAAAAAGGAGUACUUUUACACAAAAGAUAGAAAUAAAUCAUUUAUUUACAAAAGCAAUUUUGAUUUGUAUAGCUCACCAGCACUCAAUUGGAGGGAUACUUGUGCUUGUUACUUGGCUCCUGAUACUCCCAAACCACAAGAUUUUCCUGUUGUAUGCAGAGAUAUAACCCUAGAAUAUGGGAAACACGUGAUGAAUCUAGGGACUAUGUUGUUUGAAUUUUUGUCAGAAGCAUUAGGUUUGAAACCAAACCAUCUAAAAGAUAUGGGUUGUACUGAAGGGCUGAUUGCUGUUUGCCAUUAUUAUCCUUCUUGUCCUGAACCAGAACUGACUAUGGGAACAACUAAGCAUUCAGACCAUAGUUUUCUCACAGUGCUUCUACAAGACCAUAUUGGUGGUCUCCAAGUUCUUUAUGAAGAUAAAUGGAUUGAUAUAACACCUGCAACUGGAGCUCUCAUAGUUAAUAUUGGUGAUCUUUUGCAGCUUAUAACAAAUGACAAAUUCAAGAGUGUUGAACAUAGAGUAGUUGCAAAUCAAGUUGGUCCAAGAAUAUCUGUUGCAUGCUUUUUUUCAACAGGUCUUAGGCCAUCGUCAAAGCUCUAUGGACCUAUGAAGGAACUAUUAUCAGAAAAGAAUCCUUCCAAAUAUAGAGAAACCACAGUUGCUGAUUAUGCAGCCUACUUUAAAGCAAAAGGACUAGAUGGUACUUCUGCUCUUACACAUUACAAGAUUUGAACUAGGCAGUGUGGAAGAAAAAAUAGUAGAUCAUUUUCCUAAUACAAAUAAUUGAAUAAACUUGGUGAGUUGAUGGUGAUGUAGUUAUUCAACAAUUCCACAUGAUGAUGAUGAUAUAAACUUGAAAUAUGGUGUGCACAUAUUUUCUUCAAUUCCACAUGAUUAGAAAUGUAUUUUGGUGCUUUUUUUUUUCCUUUCU
Molecule: messenger RNA, 1455 nt
Organism: Medicago truncatula (barrel medic)
Lineage: Eukaryota; Viridiplantae; Streptophyta; Magnoliopsida; Fabales; Fabaceae
Product: 1-aminocyclopropane-1-carboxylate oxidase homolog 12
Exons: 3
Coding region: 159-1256 (365 amino acids)
Source: RefSeq, a predicted model, not a curated record